AUGAGCUUGCUGGAGAUACGUGAUCCAACCAACUCUAGAGGCUUCUUGAUUGCAGAUGAAAAGAUGCAAGGAGCUGUUUUUGAUCUACCAGAGGACAUCACCAAAGAGCUACUAGAGAAAGAAAUGCCAGAAGGAAACAGUGUAUCCAUGAUUACAAAUACGAUGGGCUAUCUAGUGAUAACUAUGGACGGUUAUCUAGCAGAGACAGGAUGCCUAGAGGCGGAGGAGGGGGCUCUAGAGGGUCAAGAUUUGGAGGCUGAGGUGGCUCUUCCCGAGGAUGUGAUAGUUGGGGAGGUGAUGAUAACAGAAGAGGUAGAAGCAGUGGUGGUGGAGGAAGUAGCUGGUCACGUGGUGGUGGUGGUGGUUCCAGAGGAAGUUCUGAUGAUUGGUUGA
Molecule: messenger RNA, 393 nt
Organism: Eruca vesicaria subsp. sativa (arugula)
Lineage: Eukaryota; Viridiplantae; Streptophyta; Magnoliopsida; Brassicales; Brassicaceae
Source: the annotation of a GenBank genome assembly